Micromonas commoda is the source of this 1136-nucleotide messenger RNA. RefSeq lists its product as hypothetical. Gene Ontology annotation, cellular component: chloroplast thylakoid membrane. Gene Ontology annotation, biological process: photosynthetic electron transport in photosystem I. Gene Ontology annotation, molecular function: oxidoreductase activity, acting on iron-sulfur proteins as donors. NCBI's taxonomy places the organism in Eukaryota, Viridiplantae, Chlorophyta, Mamiellophyceae, Mamiellales, Mamiellaceae. The coding region runs from base 32 to 1072 and encodes 346 amino acids. The transcript has a single exon. The record is from RefSeq and is a predicted model, not a curated record.
GUCGCGCUCCUGGAUCGGCGAGGUCGGGGCGAUGACCGCUCUCGCGGCUUCCAGGGCCGCGGCGUCCACGGCGGCGUCCACGAGCGGACGGGGGACAGGCGCGACGCGACCUCGGGACCGGGCGGCGAUUUACUCCCCCUCCUCCUCCUCGACGUACUCGAUGUACUCGUCGUCCCGUCGCGCUCGCGCGGCGGUGAGCGCGAACGCGGGGAGGCGGUCCAAGCGCGGACCUUCCGAUUCCUACUCCGAGACGUGGGACGGCGAGAAGUACGACAUGGCGGAGAUGGGCAUGUGGGACGUGCCCAGCAUCGAGGGCCCUUCGUGCAUCCGCCUGCCCCCGAUCGAAGCGGCGACGGUCGAGGAGCUCGAGGCGCUGUACGCGCAGGCGAAGAACACGUACUUCAGCGGGCAGCCCGUCGUCGACGACGCCAUGUUCGACACCGUCGAGCGCAGGCUCCGGUACCUCGGCAGCGACGCCGCGGUCAAGUACCCGCGAUGCAGCCGACGGGACAUGCGCGUCUACUCGGACGCCUCGUUCGACGUCGAGCAGCUCGACUCGUUGGCGACAACCUGGCUCGCGCUCGUCGCCUUGGGAUGCGCGAUGGUGGUCUUGGACUUUGGCGACGCGAUGCGCGCGGGCGUCGGGGCCGUCGCCGGCGGGGACAUCGGCGGACCCCACGGAUCCUCGUUCCGGCCCCCCGUCAUCGGCCUCCUCGGCGUCUUCCUCGCGAACGGCGGUUGGGAACGCUUAGGACGGCUUCGCGACGGAAACACCGUCGCGGUCAAGGGCGAGUGCCCGAGCUGCGCGGAGGAGGUGUACGCGUUCCUGCCGGGCAACCGCGCGGUCGCGAGGGUGGAGUGCGAGUGCCACGUGUGCGAACGCAGGCUGGCGUUUCGCGUGGAGGUUGCGAAAUCGGAAAACGCCAAAUGGCGGAGGGUCGCCACGGGACGGAUCUACCUCGUGGGCGGCGGGGACGGCGGCGGCGGGGAGUACAGGGACGGCGUGGGCGGCCCGCCGCGGUGGCCGCCGGAGAGGAAGGGUAAGGAGGAGGGCGUCGAGAGGGAGCGAUGAGGCGCGCAGUCGCCUCGGCUUGCAUUUUUUUUAUUUUUUUAAGCCACGGUAGGAACGACUCGUC